UUAUGUAGUUGAUGUUGUCAGGGGUACAGUCAACAGUAAGCGCAUCUACAUGAAAUAUGGAUUAUCCCAUUGCAAGUUGAGUCCUUUCGGAUAUUUAACACGGUCAUAGAUAGUGUUGCCUUUUAUUGUAUCUAAAGGAAAACAACCUGUCGUCGUGUCUGAAGAAGGCAGGCUCACUCGCUUAGCUAACCUACUGUACUUGCAUGCUAGCUAAGCUAACGUUAUAUGGGUGAAAUGAAUGUUAGUAGCUAGCUACAUAGUUAGCUAUCUUUGCAUGUAUGAUGCUGUUGUCAGCUAUCGUUAGCUAACGCUAGCACACAGUGGCAGAACAGCCAGCAUAUGUACAUCUCCACGAAUAUCCUGCCAGACAUUUAGCUAGUCAUGGAUUAUAGCAAUCGACAUAUCCAUUCAGAAAUGGAUGAUGAAUCUCAGGAAAGCAUGGAUGCGUGUGGCGACUCAUCACCGUAUGUGCCCCCGCACCUCCCUCCAAUGCCUGGCCGAGAGCGGCUUCAGAUUCAGAAGAGCAAUGUCUGCUCCCGGGCUUACUUCGUGGUGGUCAUGGUCUUCUUCCAUGUUUACAUCAUAAACAUCAUUGGGCUGUUGUUCUACGUACACUACAAUAACAGUCCGGCGGAUAUUGUCAGCGCCGACGGGGACACAUCGGCAUCUAGCAGCGGGGUUGACAGCCGCCUGUCCCCGUCAGACCCACCUCAGCAAGACCCUGACCUGGAUGUCCGUCAGAGCUUCAGUCUACCACGCAUCGAGGGGAUACGGGUGGGUCAUGUCCAGAGGGUGUCACUCAAGCCUGACAGAAUCCAGGAAAUGAAGACUCUCAGCCUCAAGCCUCUGCUCUUUGAGAUUCCUGGCUUCCUGUCUGAGGAGGAGUGUGGUGUGGUGGUGCAGCUGGCCCAGCUGAAGGGUCUGAUGGAGAGCCAGGCCACAGUGCCACCAGGAGACCAGGAGGAGGAACUGCAGCCACUGCUCUCCCUCAGCCCCGAGGAGACCUUCAGCCUGCUAGACCUGGACCAAGACGGACUACUGCAGAGACAGGAAAUCUUGAGCCACUCUCGUUCACGGGACGGGACCUGGCUGAGCCCAGAGAACUUACGACAGAUACUCACCGGCCAGGAGGCCAGCCCAGCAGGUGUGUUAACUCUAGAGGAGUUCAGGCGUGUGUGUGACGGCAUGUCCCAGCAUCCCUUGCAGCAACGAGGCGGAACAAGGCGGGGCCAACCGAAAAGGAAGAGCCGACACACCUGGCUGUAUCAGGGACCAGGAUCACACCACAUACUACACGCACUGAGGAAUAGGGUGACCCAUCUAGCGCGUCUGCCCUCCCCAUUGGUUGAGCUGAGCGAGCCGCUGCAGGUGAUUCGCUACGAGCAGGGAGGCUUCAGCCACGCCCACCACGACAGUAGCCCCUCCCAUCCAGAGACCACCUGCUCACACACACGCCUGGCCGGAAACACUUCGGCACACACCGAGAUCUCCUGCAGGUACAUCACUGUGUUACUCUACCUGAACUCUGUGGAGGGAGGCGGAGAGACCACUUUUCCUGUGGCAGACAAUCGCACCUAUGAGGAGGAGGCAUUAGUGCAGGGUGGUGUGGAUCUGACAGACACACAGCAGAGCUGUAACAGAGGAAACCUCAGGGUGAAACCAACAGCUGGGACUGCUCUCCUCUGGUACAACCAUCUCUCUGAUGGCAAAGGUUGGAUGGGUGAGCUGGAUGAAUACUCCCUCCAUGGGGACUGCCCUGUGACCCGAGGGGUGAAGUGGGUAGCCAACAGCUGGGUGAACGUGGACCCAGACCACCAGCGCCAAGCCCGCUACCAGAGACUGGUGACCCACAGACAGGAGGGCGAGCCGGGCAGAGAGGAGCGGGAAACCCCCCUCCCUCACAGCAACCACCACCAGGACCUGUAGUACUGUAGCUAGGGCUACUGGGAACACACUGUGGGGAGAUGCACACGUUCCUUUAAGCACAYGGGCAAAUCACUAUUUCCGCUUAGUCAUGUUGCAUUGAUGUCAAUGGGAGACUAAGUGAACAUUUGACUUAAUGGCAGUUAGGAUUUGCCCCUCAGAAUAUCUGAAAAGACAAAGUACCUGUGUAAUUAAUUGAAUUCAAAACCCAGUUCUAAUUACACAUGCAGACAUUUUAGUUGCAUUUGUCUGUUUUUCAGUCAUAGUUAUGGUUCUGAGGGAUCCAUUCUUGUUUUAAAUGUAGUWUUCACAGCAAAUUGAGCCAAAUUAGAAUCUAAUCAGAUGACCCAUCUUUCUAUGUCUUCCUGACAGGCAGAUUUGAUGCGGGAUUGUAUCUGUAUAGUUCUGUCUAUUUCUUUCAUGAGUGAUGUGAUGUUCUGACAGUAUUUGUCAACAGACAAAUACAAGGGUGCUAGUGGGCUCGAGGAAGCCCAAUAACAAAGCAGGCCCCUGGACCUCAAGCAUUAGAUAUUUACGUUGGCCCAGCCCAAUGUCUUUAGGGAACCCCAAGAGUCCAUGUGUAACCGGUGUGACUGUGUUGCUAACAGCUUCACUUCCUCCACUGUCCCUGUCCUCUUCCUAGGCUUGAACCAGUGGUCCACUGAUUCCAAACACGUGUCCGCCUGCUUGACGUACAAACCAGUUGCGCCACAGAAAAAAKGAUCAAAUUCAAUGGCCCCAUUUCAAGCUGUGGAUGAGUUUAUCCAGUACAGUUUGACUCCAUUACACAUCUGUAAUACAAACCCUGUUUCUAUGUUACAGUUCCUGUCUGGUGGUUGUGUUACGAUGAUGAAGAACCACUCAUUCUCAAACCAGCUGUCCUUUCAUACAACUCCUUGUUAARGAUGGAACCCGCGUUAGGGGAAACAGCGCCACUGUCCGUCCCCAGCACCUUUCGUCAUUGUUUUAGUUUGGACAAAACGGGGGUGAGGUGCGUUGAGCAGUGUGGUUAAAAACCCUAAAACAUGCAGUACAUAUUCUGCUGUUACGUCGCGCCUGCAAUGAUGUUUGAGAGGCAGAAAAACUGAUUUACAGUAACUUCUUUGUUGUUGUGAUAAUAGUUAUUUUUCAAUGUCUGCUUGAUUCAGGAUUCAGAUAAGUGUGUUUAUUUAUUUGUUUAUUUAUCUAUUUGUUGUAUUUGAUUAUUUAUUAUCUAUGUAUUAUUAUUUAUUAACUUAAUAAGGUGAUUGAUGAAUGUAUCAUUAUUACUUGACUGGUUGAUGUUGCAUUGAGUCUAUUACAGUUGUUGUUCACUGUAUACAUACAAUAAGUCAUGGAAAACAAUACAAUUUGUAUGCUUU
This is a messenger RNA of Salvelinus sp. IW2-2015, 3284 nucleotides long. RefSeq names its product transmembrane prolyl 4-hydroxylase. The record is from RefSeq and is a predicted model, not a curated record. Gene Ontology annotation, cellular component: endoplasmic reticulum. Gene Ontology annotation, molecular function: iron ion binding; L-ascorbic acid binding; procollagen-proline 4-dioxygenase activity. NCBI's taxonomy places the organism in Eukaryota, Metazoa, Chordata, Actinopteri, Salmoniformes, Salmonidae. Gene Ontology annotation, biological process: peptidyl-proline hydroxylation to 4-hydroxy-L-proline.